UAAAUUUCAUUCCUGUAAUGGAAUCACUGGUCGCUUUCUCUACUGUACUAUGGCAAACCGCACCCAUUCUACUCGUAUAUUUACAAGCCCUGAAUGUGUGGUUCUAGAAUUUCUCUUAAGUAUACUCCAGAGACUACUUCUUUGAUGAUUUUAAAGACUACCGUUUAAAUGACCAAUGAACUCGAAGAAACGUGUUCGAAUCGAUCACUGUGCGUGUCUGUAAUUGUCGCCGAGGAUUAAUAUUCGGAGGGGAGCUAGAUAAGCGAGUUUUCUUCCCAGAGUUGGCGCAUGUACUGGCGCAUAGAGCAGGAAGGGGGUGAAGCCGAGGGCAUUGGCGAGGGAGGGGGUGGUUUGUUUGGCACCCCUCCGCCAGUACCACAUCGACUUCCACCCCCAUCUAUGUCAUCGUAGGGAGGCCCGACGGACCCAUACGAAACAUGAAUAUCAUAGGUGCCGUUGGAGGGGACAAUGAUGACGCCGAUGACAAAGAGAAGGAGGAGGAGGCCGAACGAGAACGGCAGGAAGCCAUCCGGGAGGCGGAGGAAAGGAGAAAAGAAAAACACAGGAAGAUGGAAGAGGAAAGAGAAAAAAUGAGACAAGAAAUAAGAGACAAGUAUAAUAUUAAGAAGAAGGAAGAAGUGAUUGAACAGCCUCCUGAAGAACCAGCAAAUCCUUUGAUGAGGAAGAAGAAGACGCCUGAGGAGCUGGCACGUGAAGCGGAAGCAGAAGAACAAGACGAGUUCACAAUGAUACAAGAACUGAAGAACUCUAUAGAGACACAAGUGAAUGAAAUUAAGACCCAGAUAGAAAGCAGGUGCAGUCUUCAGUGAGCACUCCACCAUUAUCAACAUUGAAUACAUGAAGAGACUUAUUUACAAGCAUUUGUUAUACAUCAAAAAAGAUUUUUUGUUUUUAUUAAAAUGUAAUACUGUAAAAUCAUUUUAAACGCUCCACGCUCAUGGGUAGUUAUAAAAAAGAAAAUGUUAAAUGUUUUGUAUAAAAAAAAAAAUUAUAAAAUGGAGUCAUACAUUUGCAGGUCUUAAGUAUUUAUAAACAUGUUGUUGGUGCCUUAAGCAGCUGAAAGAUUUAUAUUUUUUAAAUCUGAAAAAUUGCUGCUAGCAAAAAAAUUUAAGUACUUAGCUGACAUUUUUCUGAAAUUUUCAUAUGCCGAAUAUUAAUUUGAAAUCAAGUUUUCAACUUGAGAAAAUAGUCGUGGUGAGAAAUUUUUUAAAACAUCAGUUACUGCCAAUGAACUAGAGACUGAUAUUUAAAAUAUAUUUAAAAAAAGAAGAAAAAAAGAAAGUAGGUGGGAAGAUUUUUGGAUAUUUUUCAAUAUUGUUAACUACUUUGAAAUGUGAAAACAUUCAUUUGUCAGCUUUUCAUCAUUUUGAUUUAUAAUUGGUUGUCUUUCCAAAGAAUAAGAAAAAAAAACAAUGCUCAAAGAUUGACUAGAGCGUGGAGCGUUAUCUUGUAUCCAACACCGGAAGAAGAAAGAAAAUGAAAACAAAAAAUAGAGUCCGUUGAAGCUUUCGCCAUGUAGAAUAUAUGAAUGAAAUGGUAAUUUACCUUGAGUGCAAGAGUUUGAGUGCCUGUAAAAAAUUAGAUAUAAAAAUUAAACAAGAAAAAAUUUUGUGAUACAUUUUAAAUUGUUAAACCUUUAAAAAUAUAAAGAAAAAAUGAAUUUGAAAGAAAUUUCUUUAUCAAAUAACAAAAUCUAAGAAAAGUACAAUACAGGAAACCUCAAAUUUCAUAGAUGUGAUUUGUCAUUGUACAACGAUAAAUGUGGUAGUUUGUUAAAUAUAGAGUUUAAAUAAAAACCUUAAGAUGUCAGUUCAUUUAAGGCUCAAUAAGUAGUAUUUGUUUUUUGGUCAUUGUUUUUAAGUUUCAAAGUAAGGGGCCCUCACGCCGAAAAAUUUGUAUGGAAAAAUUUAAUAUCAUUCCAUGUACUUUGCCUUAAUGGAAUCAGAAGUAUGAUUGUUGUGUCUCCAUGUAGGUUUGGAUGUUUUUGUUUGUUUUGGAUUACCCAUGUUAAAUUAUAUAGAUUUUAAUAAACUUACUUGCAUCUACAUGAUGAUCUUUAAGUAAUCUAUAGCUGUAUGUAUAUAAUUGUUAGGAAGAUUUUAAUCCACAUUGUUUUAAUAGUUUUGAAAAUAAGCAUUGCAAAAAAAUAACAUGAAAAUAAUACAAAAGGGAUCGGGCAGAAGAACGAUAUUUGUUAAAUUUGUUGAACACGUCUUUUUGUCUGAAACCUUUUGAUAAAUGUAGGAUUUUACUGUCUCCAAAUGUACAUAAUGUGUGUAGUGAGUGCACUUCCCCGUUUUAAUAAUUUUCUUUCUGUGGCUAAUUACAAUUUUAAAUUAAUGAUUUAAUAAUAGAAGAGUAUAUUUAAAUAAUACAUUUUUUAAUUACCAAAUCUCAAAAAAGUAUAUUUUAAUUGUUGAAUGAGAUUAUAAUAAAGUGUUGUUCCAACCUUUUUACAAGUCCCCCCUCCUUGUUCCCCUCCUUUAAAAAAGUAAAAGUGGGCUUUGAAGAAUAGUCCAGAAGUCAAAAACAUUGUGAUACCAGUUUUAAAGUGCAAAAAUAAUUUUGGUCUCUUUACAAUUUCUAUAGGCCUAUUCGAAAAUCUUUCUCUAUUAUAUUGCAUUCUCUAAUAUCUCCUUGACUUUCUUCUCUAAUCUUUUAGAUGUGGCUUCGCUUUGAAUG
Cimex lectularius (bed bug) is the source of this 2703-nucleotide messenger RNA. RefSeq names its product complexin-like. The record is from RefSeq and is a predicted model, not a curated record. Gene Ontology annotation, molecular function: syntaxin binding. Gene Ontology annotation, cellular component: terminal bouton; SNARE complex. Gene Ontology annotation, biological process: synaptic vesicle exocytosis; regulation of neurotransmitter secretion; neurotransmitter transport. Bases 438 to 830 code for a protein of 130 amino acids. NCBI's taxonomy places the organism in Eukaryota, Metazoa, Arthropoda, Insecta, Hemiptera, Cimicidae. The transcript is spliced from 5 exons.